AUGACCACCUCUGAUAUCGAGAAACUCCAAUUAACUCCAAGGAAGCUGCAAAUAGCUUCAACCGAAAGUGAAUGCAGACUUACAAGAAUUAAUGAGACAGAAACUGGAGAUGUGACUCCGACGCCGCUGGCUUGUGUCACAAGACCUCAGGAGGAAGUAAUUUUUCACGAUGGACCCGAAGCAGCUGCUGUGACUAACUCGACCAACCGUAUGCCAACUCGGCCGGCCACUGCAGAAAUGGCACCGCGUGCCAUGCGUCCGGAGCGAUUCUCUUUUGCUCUUUCCAGCAGCAUACCUUGCAAAGCGUCACUUUCGGUCAGGCCACUGGAAUUUGGCGAGUGCAAUUUUAGGGGUACGGAGAGUCGUUCUCUUCGAUCCCAUUCGGACACCAAUAUUACAACUGUGGACACAUCGUCACCAAUUAUAAUUCGAACCUCCUGCAUGACCAAAGACAACUCUACGGAAGGCGACCAUCGUGCUGGAAGUGAAGGGUCGGUGGAAUGCCUUGAAGCAAACAUUGAGGAACGUGGAUUUUCGGCCUCCCUAGAUAAUCUAAAGGACUCUUCUUAUUGUAUUGUUCUUAAUAAUCCCUUUACAAAAGUAAAAAAUGACCGUACCGAAGCAUUCCACAAGAACCAGCUCAGUUUUCGAACUGUUACCGAGUCGUCUGAAGGAGAAAACAGCACCGAUCGGGAAUUGCAUGCUGUGAAGAAUUUAGAGAAGCAGACUGCAGUCUUUGGAAAUGUAAGGCCCAGAUGCGAUUGCUGCAUGUUGUGCCCAGGAGGAAAUCAAAUUCUACUACCCACGAGGACGCCGGGGGUUCGUUGUGUUUGCCUCAGCGGCCUUUGCUCAUGCUACAAGCAACAUGCGGCGUCGGUGGUUAAUUUACCGAGUUUACGGAAAAGCCGAAGAACGCCCGGUCUCGACGAAAUCAGCUACGAUUUUAUGCGUGCCAGCGGAGCUAUUUCUGGUUAUGUGAGACUCAGAAUGACUCACGUUUGUCAUUUUACAGGAUUCUCUCAAUUGCGUAGCGUCAAAGGAAUGAAACUUGAUCGCGAAAAACAGGAAAUGUGCUCUGUGCUUUCACCGUCUGUAGCAGCAAAGCUUGACAAUCGCGGAGCCGUUGCUGUCCUCGCAGCAAGCACUCGUCCACGGCUCAUCUCCAGAAUGCACAAGAAACCCAACAAGGCACACUCCUCUCAGGAAGCACCGACCACCUUACAUCCCGCCCCAUGGGCCAGCAGCUUUGACAGUAGCUGCAACAUGCAACACCAGUCCCAGGACGAUGAACUCACGCGCUGUGCGUCAAUUAGAACUGACGACACUCCCCCUCCUCCACAAACAACUAAGCAGUCCUCUCUCAUAAACCGCCCAACCCAGAAAAACACCCCAAAUCCAGAGACACUUGGCGGUGUCAAGAACUGCAAACCUUCAAGCGUGGUUGACUCUGACGACUGCGUUCCCGUCUGCUCAACACCGAAGGACUCCGUCGAGCAAGAAGUCGCUGAGGAAGAUGAAGAAGGCACGAUAACAAACUCAUCCGAUGUGACUCGACCAAAGCGUCCUUAUUAUUGCCAAAAGGCUCAAAAGUUUCGCAAUAGCUGGAGAACACAGUCCUUAGAAAGUCCCAAAACUGGCGCUGGUCGUGGCAUCGUGCGCGAAAGGUCGCUCACCAUGGUUGAAUCUCAAUCUGAGAGCGAUAGCAAAGACACCAAUGCAACAGCGGAGGACCGAACAGCUCAAGUAACAGUCUACUUAACACGGGGCGCAAGGAACCCAGUUAAAACCAUUCUUGUCAAUCACACAGCUAACAAUAUGUCGGCGAUAAAUGCGGCCCGUCUGCGUGCACGAAGACAAAAAACCUUCUCAAAUAGGAAUCAGUGGAAAUCAGUUCAGCUUUCCCCCACACAUGAUGGCGACAUUGAAAAACACUAUUGGCGAGGCGAAACUUUUAUUUGCAAUGCUCAUCUUUAUACGGAUUUGACUGUUAAUCGUUUUGUGUGCGUCACAUAUGAAACAAAAUUUGUUAAUAGUAUUCAAGCAAUGGAGCGUCAUCGAACCAGUUCUGCAUUCCACAAUGUUGGCUACCGUCUUGGCCGGCGAAAGAGGAUGUUUGAACAGCGAAGUAGAGCUUCCGACUGUUCCCUUGUUUUUGCCAUAACGGGAAUACUGCUCAUGAUAAUUGAAAACGAACUCACGUCGGCACAGGUAGUCACCAAGGACUCGAUUUGGUCAUUAAUUCUGAAGUCCUUAAUUACGUGCUCAACCCUCGCUCUGAUUGGAUUUAUUAUCCUAUACCACACAAUUCUUGUCAGGGUAAGAAUGCCUCAUGCCUCAAAUUUUAACCCAGAAAUUCUCUCUUUCGAUGACUGCAUAGAAGACUGGCAAAUCGCGUGGGAUCGCACGCGAGUCGCAAGACUUGUGAUCGAAAUCCUCGUGUGUGCGAUCCAUCCCGUGCCCGGUAAUUUCACCUUCACCUGGCCCUCCUCCUAUUACCUUUUUGGUGGCACCAUUCUCCUCUCUUGUGCCCACUGCAAAAACGACACCUUGGAUCCCAACUUACUAACAACUGACACAUCUGUUCCCAGGGUUAGCUCUGUUUCAGGGAGUCCCCACGUAAUCUUCCCCUCGAACAAGGUGGUUUCGAUCGACAUCAUCCUUUCCCUGCCCAUGUUUCUCCGGCUCUAUCUCAUUUUCCGUGUAGUUGUAUUGCGAUCCAAACUCUUCACUGACACCGGUUCAAGGAGUAUUGGGGCCAUGAAUAAGGUGAACUUCACAACGCAGUUUGUCUUCAAGACCUUUAUGACGAUCUGUCCAGGCACGGUGCUGGUCGCCUUCAUUCUCGGGUUUUGGGCUGUGCUCGCGUGGAUGCUUAGGGCGUGCGAACGCGUCCACGACCCCGUGUUCGAAGAUAUUUUCAAUUCCAUGUGGCUAGUAGCUGUGACAUUCCUAAGUAUUGGCUAUGGAGAUGUUGUCGCGAACACUUACUGCGGUCGUGCUAUAUCCAUAGUCACGGGAGUUUUGGGCUCACUCUGUACCGCGCUCGUGGUGGCUGUGUUUGCAAGGCGACUUGAACUGUCUAAGGCGGAGAAGCAUGUCAUUCACUUCAUGAUGGAAAACGAGCUUACUAAGCAGGCAUGUUGUGGUUAUGCCACGAAUCUAAAUGGCCCAUUCUAUAUUCAGAUGAAAUAUUAUGCGGCAAACGUUCUACGAGAGACUUGGCUAAUUUACAAGCACACCAAGCUGGUGAAAAAACUUAACGCCUCGACAAUUAGGAAGCACCAGCGGAAAUUCCUUCGAGCCAUUCAUGGACUUCGACAGGUGAAAUUAGAACAGAGGAAGUUGCAGGACAAUGCCAACUCUCUGAUUGACUUGGCUAAAGUACGACAGUCAGGUUUAAUUUAA
Molecule: messenger RNA, 3405 nt
Organism: Mesocestoides corti
Lineage: Eukaryota; Metazoa; Platyhelminthes; Cestoda; Cyclophyllidea; Mesocestoididae
Source: the annotation of a GenBank genome assembly